This is a messenger RNA of Cladophialophora yegresii CBS 114405, 2043 nucleotides long. RefSeq lists its product as uncharacterized. Gene Ontology annotation, biological process: mRNA splicing, via spliceosome. Lineage: Eukaryota; Fungi; Ascomycota; Eurotiomycetes; Chaetothyriales; Herpotrichiellaceae. The transcript has a single exon. The record is from RefSeq and is a predicted model, not a curated record. The coding region runs from base 1 to 2043 and encodes 680 amino acids. Gene Ontology annotation, cellular component: post-mRNA release spliceosomal complex.
AUGACUCUAGAAGACUUUGAGAGAGAGCUGGCGGAGCAGAAAGAGUCAGAGAAAAGGCGAGAAAAGCGCAGGGAGCACGACAAAUCUGAGCAUCGCCAUCGUCACCACCAUCGGAGUUCGAGGCACCACGACUCACACUACCAUGACGAGGACGGCCAUCGCUCGAAGAGAUCGAGGCGCUCAAGGGACGAUCAUGAGUCGGAGAGCAGACAUAGGCACAGACAUCAUCGCCACAGCAGAGGUGAACAAGGUGCAGACGAAGAUGAGCAACAACCGCUGUCAGAGACGCCUGAGUCGGGUGGAUUGAAGCGUGAUUCAUGGAUGGAGGCGCCUUCGGCCUUGGAUAUUGAUUACGUGCAGAGGAAGAGACCCGAGCCUUCCCCACCGAAGACAACAAAUCUAGGCGUAGAUUUCGAGUUAAAAAUACAUGAGAAGGAACUGAACCACCACCUGCGGGAUCUAGAGAAUGGUACAGCUGUGGAUGAUCUCGAAAGCCAACCUGCCGCGCAUGAAGUGGAUUACACAUUUGGAGAUGCUGGAUCUCAGUGGCGCAUGACCAAGCUGAAAGCGACAUAUCGGCAAGCCCAAGAAACUGGCCGUAGGGUGGAAGAUGUCGCCCUAGAACGAUACGAUAGUCUACGGGAAUUUGACGACGCACGAGAAGAAGAAAUCGAACUCGACCGACGCAAGGCUUAUGGAGACGACUAUGUAGGGAAGAACAAACCCAGUGGCGAUCUGUUCCAGGAGCGGAAGCUCGAUGCCGGGAUCAGGCGGCCUCACCGUCGAGAACAGGAGACCAGCCCGGAUACCGUACUCGAACAAUUGCCUGUUCCGUCCACCAAUACCGUCGCUCCGAGAGUCGAUCAAACAGCUCUUAACAAGCUCAAGGCACAACUCAUGAAAGCUCAAAUGCGGAAAGACCCCAAAGCGGCCGAGCUGGAGAAAGAGUACAACGAUGCAUUAACAGCAUUCCAGUCCCAAGAUCCAGCGGUCAUCACCCUAUCCGCCAUGAAUAACCGGAUGCUGUCAUCCGCACCGCGGAACGAAGUUAAAGCUGUCCAGAACCGACGAGGAGCCGAGCGUGGUCAGGUGGAAGAGAACGAAGACAUGAGUAUUGAGGAUAUGGUCCGCGAAGAACGUCGCACUCGCGGACAGGCGGUUGGUGAUGGACUUCGUCUUGCAGAACGUAUCGCUAAAGAUGCGAAAUUUGACAACGAUCUCGAUUACAUGGAUGAGAAUGCGACAAAGCUGGCAAAGCAUGUCCACAAGUCCGACAUGAAUCUCCGCAACAUGGCCAUUGGUGAAUACCAGAAGCUCAACAAAACUCUUGAAAACUGCCCGUUGUGCCAUCAUGAGGACACCGAUACUCCUCCCAUUGCCCCGGUCGUUUCUCUUGCGACCAGAACAUAUCUUACACUCCCGACCGAACCGGAACUCUCACCACAGUCCGCGAUGAUCGUCCCAAUCCAACAUCGCACGAAUUUACUCGAAUGUGAUGAAGACGAAUGGGAAGAGAUCCGCAAUUUUAUGAAGUCUCUCACCCGCUUGUUCCACGACCAAGGCCGCGAUGUCAUUUUCUACGAAAACGCGGCGUUUCCGCAUAGGAAACCGCACGCCGCUCUCACAGUAGUUCCUUUGCCCUACAGCCUCGGUGAAACUGCACCAGCCUUCUUCAAGGAAGCCUUUCUGAGCACAGAGGACGAAUGGUCGCAACAUAAAAAGAUAAUCGACACCCUUGCUAAGGCGAGGUCAGGAGGAUUACGGAAGCUUGCCUUCCGAAGGACUCUCGUCAAAGAGGCACCCUACUUUCACGUGUGGUUCGAGUUGGAUGGUGGGCUUGGGCACAUUGUCGAGGACCAGGAGCGGUGGCCCAGAGGUGAUUUGUUUGCGCGAGAAAUCAUUGGAGGCAUGCUUGGACUUGAGCCGGAUGUGAUUAAGAGGCAAGGUCGGUGGCAUCGAGGUACCGACAAGAGAGUCGAUGGAUUCAGGAAGGUGUGGAGAAAGUUCGACUGGACUCGGGUUCUCACUGAAGGAGGCGCAUGA